AUGGCGUUCUCGCAUUUGUUGGCUAACUACCGUUGGGCACCGUUUUGGAAACCGUUGCUGAGUACGUCAAUAUCGGCGAACUCCACAAAGGCAGAAAAGGCGCAUUAUACCGCGGGUCUGGCGACUGCUCUGGCGUACAUGGGAACGUUGACGGGAAAGCCCCAAAUGGUGUCGGAUGGCUACGAGAUGAACGGCGGCGUGAUCAGAGCACUUCACUGGGCGCUUCAAGAAAAGUCAAAAGAUGACAUGGCGCGUUGGACUCUCACUAUUAUGGUGUUGUGCAUGUACCAGUACACCAUUGAGGCCAAUGCAAACCUUCCACAUUACGUUGGGGUGAUUCAAGUCAUUGAAUUUUGCGGGCCAGAGCACUUCCAGCACGAGCCCAUGUUGACGAUAUUUAGACAGAUACGAGCGCAACACUCAUGCAGCUCUUUCUUCCACAAAGAAGCCUCUUUCUUCGAACAAGUAGCCUGGAAGACCAUACCCUGGAAACACAACCCAAAGACCCUGCACGACCGGCUCAUAGACAUGUACGUCGACCUGCCUGGCCUCGGCGCUAUGCUUGGCCCCUCAUCAAUCCCUUUGACAAAAGGUCAAAAGUUUGAUGUCGAGUUGAGAGCGUGGGAUCAUCUGUCACGCCUGCAAAAGUGGAGGAAAGACUGGGAAGUCGUCAAUCCCAAGGUAGCCACAGAAGUGUGGCUGCAUCUGCCACAAGACGCAGAUGGUAUCACGAUCCCUUGGGUUAAAGAAAUCUUGACGAGGGCUAUAGACGUUAAAUCAGCUAACCAGGCGACGGAUCUCCUGAUAUACAACUCAACUCUGGUUUAUGUCAUGCAGGUUCUACAUGUUCUGCGUACUGGCAAUCGUGAACCUCAGCCCUUCCCGCCAGAAAGGGGUUUCGAGAAGACAACGAGCGGGCCGCUGUAUAUACCAGAAGAGAUUAAGCACCAUUGGCAGCCGAUGGCCGAAGCGUUGAGGAUCAUGCGUCUGGCUCCGUCGAUGAUAUUUGCCAGCGACAGCGAUAUGAUGCUUGCUGUAUCGGUGAUUGGUAUUGUUUAUAAUUACAUACGGGGCACCCCGGGGCUUGACCGUCUGUUGCUUUCCACCGUUAACAACCCGGAGCAGCACGAGGCGGCUAGAGGGGAGUUGAUCUACUUCCAAUUGCCUGAGUGA
This is a messenger RNA of Colletotrichum aenigma, 1173 nucleotides long. RefSeq lists its product as uncharacterized. Lineage: Eukaryota; Fungi; Ascomycota; Sordariomycetes; Glomerellales; Glomerellaceae. The transcript is spliced from 3 exons. Bases 1 to 1173 code for a protein of 390 amino acids. The record is from RefSeq and is a predicted model, not a curated record.